AUGGCGCAAAUGGUCAGGGUGUGGUUCGAGCUCGUUGAUCGCCAAGGUGGCCAGGUGGCCACGCUAAGAUAUGUGGAUCUAGCGCCAGAUACCCCGCUUGCCGUGUUCAAGAAUGCUGCCCGCGGUGCUGCCGAAGCUGUACUCCCCACAGAGCUCGACACACCCGACCUUAAAGUGUUUGCCAACGCGAAGGCGCGGCAAGACCAGACGCUUUUGGAGGAGCUGAAUGGCUCGGCCCCUAUCCCGGAGACUGCCACCGUCGAGCGUCUACUAGUUGCUCUGAAGAAGAGGUUCAAUGACAAUUACCUCGAUGGGGUUGAUGUCUUCAAUCUCCACGCGUACGACCACGAGAGGAACCCGUUGGAGGAGACAGCGCAGCUUGGUCUGUUCGGUCUCACAAGGAGCACCGCGAUCAUCGUAGAAGUCCCAGCGCGCACAAGAUUCCGAGAGGAGACAGAGCGAGAACUUGACGAGGUCGCGAGGAAACGGCGCAAGAGUGAUCCUGUUACGAAGUGGAAAUGGAAAGAGGAGGAGGAUCCAGUCUACAGUCUUGAUGAAGGCACAUUGUAUUUCGUAAACCGUGAUCGCGCCACCCGAGAGCUGGUACGCCUUCACAAAAGCAAUUACAACCGUGCAAAGCGCGGUUACGGCGACGUGUGGAUGAUUCCUUUGCUGGACAACAUAUCUGGGAUCGGAAAGUCGCAGUUCGGCCGGGAAUACAUUCGGAGUUGCCGACGGCAAUGGGAUGGUUUACCAGCAUCGGAUACAGAUGGAGACUUUCUGAACAUUAUACGUCAGAGCCACACCAUUGUAGUCAAUUUUUCUCCGGAGCAUAUACUGCGUGAAGACAUGAGCUUUAACGUGGAGAAGGCUCGCGGGAGAUUCGUUACAUCCAUUCACGCAUUCUUCGUGGAAAACUAUGGCACUACACCCCUUGCUCUCGAUUCGAUUGAAGCAUACCCAGAUCACGUGGAUAUUUUGACGAAAUUAGCGAUCGAAGCUGGUCCGUUGUUCGUCGUGAUUGAUGAUAUUGCUUUGGCUUUUGAUGCCCCCACCCUUGAUGUUCACGCCAGGAAAAGUCGAUUCAUGGAAUUCUGCCGCACGGUCCUGCGGCCAUUGGUUUCAGUGAAACAUUUAUUUUUCCUGGUUGCAGGUCGCAUAACCUUUCUGAACCACGCUAAAUCGGAACCAGCUACCGGGUUUGUUGUUUGGAGGCUGAGCCUAAGUUUGCUUCGAUCACCUGAGAUUCAAGAGAUCAUUAAGAAAACCUAUUGGGACAAGAAACAGGUGAAGACUAUCCAGGAGCAGUUUAAACUUGAUGGAAGCCAGAUUUCUCAUCAUCUUGCCAAAGCAACGUUUGGUCGUCCAGGGUUGCUGAUUGAUGCCUUCACAAAAUGCCAAACCUACCAAGAACUGGCUGGAUAUGAGACGACUGGCGAACCGGACGCAGAUUUCAACUGGCAGCACCUAGGCGAAUGCGUGCUGCGUUACAAGGUGCCGCUUCGCGAAAUGAUGGAGUGUGCAGUGGAUAACACAAGAAAGUCGGUGAACUUGUCGAAGCAGUGGAGAGAUCAGCGAGGCGAAAUAUCGUACAUCGACAUCGCCGACAUGUUUGGUAUUGCCUGGGAUGAAGACUUUAAAAGUGCCAAGUUGUUUAUGCCACCAUAUAUCCAACACGCGAUUACGAUCUCUGCCUACUCGUUAUGA
This is a messenger RNA of Phytophthora sojae, 1707 nucleotides long. RefSeq lists its product as hypothetical. The record is from RefSeq and is a predicted model, not a curated record. Bases 1 to 1707 code for a protein of 568 amino acids. The transcript has 2 exons. NCBI's taxonomy places the organism in Eukaryota, Oomycota, Peronosporomycetes, Peronosporales, Peronosporaceae.